Lactuca virosa is the source of this 351-nucleotide messenger RNA. NCBI's taxonomy places the organism in Eukaryota, Viridiplantae, Streptophyta, Magnoliopsida, Asterales, Asteraceae. The record is from the annotation of a GenBank genome assembly.
AUGGUGGCAGCGGUUGGUGAUGGCGGAGUGGGUCGUGUGGGGUGGUGGCAGUCGGCGUUUCCGACUGCUUUUCGAGGCUUGUUUAUCUUCCUUCGGCGGCAAUGUGUGCGAUGGUGGGUAGAUGUCGGAACGGUAGUCGAAAGACUGAUUCUGACUGCUUUUAUCGCCUCUCCCUCUCUCUCGCUGUCUUUCCUUCUCCCACCGUCAUUAUCUCGGCUUCUCCAUGGAUGCUCUGCGUUUUCUAGGUCGUCUUUCGGCGUAGUGGAGCCGGACACGGUUCGGUUGUCCCUUCCGUUUGUCAUGUCACGAUUGCAGGUUUUGAAGAACUCAGCUUAUAUACUCAUCAGGUGA